UUAAAACUAACCGAACUCUCUGUUUCUAUCUUCGCAGUUAACACUUCACAUACAAACAUUUCCAAAUUGAGGCUAGAAUUGAUGAUAGUGUUCCGAAAUUAUUGGUGAUUAAAAAUGGAAAUUCGCAUUAACCAGUCUCUUCUGUUGUUGUUAACUUUCCUGAUUGCUAUCGACUUCGCUGUAUCGGAAAUAUUUUUCGAAGAACGUUUUGAAGAUGAGUGGAAAAGUAGGUGGGUGCUGUCUGACUGGAAAAGGAGUGAAGGAAAAGCGGGUACAUUCAAGCACACGGCUGGAAAAUGGAACUCUGAUCCAGAUGACAGAGGUAUCCAAACGUAUAAGGAUGCCAAACACUAUGCCAUUUCUGCAAAGAUACCGGAAUUUAGCAAUAAAAAUAGAACCCUUGUGUUCCAAUACUCUAUAAAGUUCGAGCAAGACAUUGAAUGUGGUGGCGGUUACAUUAAGCUUCUCUCUGGCUAUGUCAACCAGAAGAAAUUUGGCGGUGACACUCCAUACAGCUUGAUGUUUGGACCCGAUAUUUGCGGCCCUCAGACCAAGAAGCUUCAUGUCAUACUUUCGUAUCAGGGCCAGAAUUAUCCAAUUAAAAAGGAUUUACAAUGUGAAACUGACAAAUUGACUCAUUUCUACACAUUCAUCUUGAGACCUGAUGCAACAUACAGUGUCUUAGUUGAUAAUCGUGAAAGAGAGUCUGGAAGCAUGUACGAUGACUGGGACAUCCUCCCACCUCGCAAAAUUAAACAUGUCCGUGCAAAAAAGCCAGCAGAUUGGGACGAUAGAGAAUAUAUUGAUGACCCUGAUGGUGUUAAACCAGAGGGUUAUGAUAACAUACCAGCUGAAAUAUCUGAUCCAAAAGCUAGAAAGCCUGCUGACUGGGAUGAAGAUGAGGAUGGAAUAUGGAGACCGAAAAAAGUACCCAACCCAGCUUAUAAAGGCCCUUGGAAGCCAAAGAAAAUCAAGAACCCGAACUACAAAGGAAAGUGGAAAAUUCCUUGGAUUGACAACCCUGAAUUUGAAGAUGACCCCGACCUUUAUGUGUUAAAACCAAUAAAAUAUGUUGGUAUUGAAGUUUGGCAGGUGAAGGCUGGUUCAGUGUUUGAUAACAUAUUGGUAUGUGAUGAACCACAGUAUGCAAAAGAAGUUGUUAACGAGAUACUGGCAAACAAGGAGAUUGAAAAGGAGGCAUUUGAGGAGGUAGAAAAAGUGAGAGUAGCAAAUGAAGAGGCAGACGCUAAAAGAGCAAAAGAGGAAGACAAGGAUCAUCGACGACGUAGAAGGCAUGAUCCUGAUGAUUACUUGGAUGACUACCAUGAUGAGCUUUAAGUUAUGCUUCCAGAAAAAAAUCCUUUGGCUUUUAUGGAAUGCAGUUCAGCAUUUAUAGUUUCGGAUUCUACUCAUUUAUACAAAUAAAAUUUUAAAACUUAUUCUGAUUUAAAUAAAAUUUAUUUGAGCA
Salvia splendens (bonfire salvia) is the source of this 1468-nucleotide messenger RNA. RefSeq names its product calreticulin-3. Gene Ontology annotation, biological process: protein folding; ERAD pathway. The record is from RefSeq and is a predicted model, not a curated record. Gene Ontology annotation, cellular component: endoplasmic reticulum; endoplasmic reticulum membrane. NCBI's taxonomy places the organism in Eukaryota, Viridiplantae, Streptophyta, Magnoliopsida, Lamiales, Lamiaceae. Gene Ontology annotation, molecular function: calcium ion binding. The transcript has 14 exons. Bases 115 to 1338 code for a protein of 407 amino acids.